AUGGUGGGCGGCAACGUCCGUCCGUCACUCUUCAUUGUCACGGCUGCCGCGGCAUUGGCACCGUUGACGACGGCCCUUUUCAUAACUGCUGGAUCACCAUGCGCCAAAUACUGCGGCAACUCUCUUCAAGGAACGGCCGCAGACGAGGUGGUGUGCACAUCGGACCAGUAUGAUAUGACCAACACAGGAGUUGUAUACAAGGAGUGUAUGCAAUGCCAGAUGACGAGUGAAUACAGUCAAGGGAGCGAGACAGACGUCAAGUCAUUUUUAUAUAACCUCCGAUAUAAUCUUGCCUAUUGUUUGUGGGAUCAACCACACAAUCCCAAUCUCGACGAUAACCCUUGCAAGACUAGCAAGGCAUGUGAGCCUCUCCAGAACUCGGUCUUGUUCCAAAACAUGACCACCAGUACCGGCGCGUUCAGCUACUGUGAUAAAUGGGAUGAACAGGCUGUUGAGCCGUGCAAUCACUGUCUGGUAAAUCUGAACAAGGGAGGGAAUUAUUUGGUGAACUACAUGACUCUGUUGAACGCAUCCUGCGCCCAAAGGCCCGAGGCAGGCUCAACCAUAUCCUUCCGCGGCGACCCCUUUGCCAACCAGUUCAACAAUGUCACUAUCACCGACCCAGAGCCAAAGGGCCUCCCUCUGCCAGAUUAUGGCCCCGUGUCUUUGGGCGCGCGUGUCGGCAUAGCCUUUGGUGGUCUUGCUCUCAUCCUGGCCAUUCUGGGCUUUGGCGUUGUUUGCAACGGAAAACGACGAAGACGCCGCUUCUUGCGCGAACUGGAACGUCGCAACGCCGGUCAAGGAUGGCCUCACCCCAAGACGAGGCAUGCCGGGCACGGUGGCAGCGGCGGAGAAAUGUUCGAGACACCUGUUAGCCAGAGACCGCUCAGGGGGUGGGAUGAGAGUCCCAUCAGCGCGCACACGGAUGGCCCUGCAGCUCUGCCUCGGUACUUCAGCCCAUACUCAAGCCAGUACAACAGUCCCGUCAGCGCAACAGACGGACUCCCAGUUUCCGGUGUGCAGUGGCCGGGCGCGCACCAACGGCUAGGCCACAUUGAGGAACGAUUAUCGCCCGCUGGCUCUUCGGUAGCCAACGGGGCCUCUCCACCGCCGCCGCCCUUCUCUCAGUGGCCCAGCCCCAUCACACAGCAGAGCAUGAUGGCGCAUUUGCAAAGCCAGCACGAGCAGCAGCAACAUGAGCAGCGGCAACGGGAGAUUGCUAUUGGCAUUGCACUGGGUGGUGAAGACGCCAGUUUGCGAUCCAAGCCGUCAAACACCAACCUAGGAUACGAGAGUAGCGGGAAGGGCAAGGGGCGAGAUGAGAUGUACGAGAUGCACGAGGUGGAGAGUCCAUACAACAAUAACAACGGUGCCGUCAACGCGGGUGUCGAUGGCGCAGGAGGGUACUACCAAAUGCCGGCUCAGCCUCAGGCGCCGGUCCUGCAUCACCCGGGCUACGGAAGAGCCCAUGGAUCUAGGCCGGGCUCGAACGGGUCAAAUGGAAGUGGUCAAAGGGCGGAAACCGAUCUGGGAGUUAUGCAACAACAGUCCUUUCAACAACACCUGCAACAGAAGCAGCACGAGAAUGGAUGGACGGAGGUGGGGGUAACUAGGGGACAUGAGUCAUAA
Sordaria macrospora k-hell is the source of this 1629-nucleotide messenger RNA. RefSeq lists its product as uncharacterized. The record is from RefSeq and is a predicted model, not a curated record. NCBI's taxonomy places the organism in Eukaryota, Fungi, Ascomycota, Sordariomycetes, Sordariales, Sordariaceae.